Molecule: messenger RNA, 492 nt
Organism: Dermacentor silvarum
Lineage: Eukaryota; Metazoa; Arthropoda; Arachnida; Ixodida; Ixodidae
Exons: 1
Coding region: 1-492 (163 amino acids)
Source: RefSeq, a predicted model, not a curated record
AUGAAGUCCACUACGAGGCAGGUUUCGCCCGCCUCACCCAAACCGCACCCGCCGUCACCUGAACCCAAACCUACUGCCAAGGGGGAUCUCUCGUGGGCCACCCGUGUCCGGCAAGGACCCCAGGUGAGUGGCUGGGGCGGGGCAGCCUCUCCGCCCCCACCAUCCAUGAUCCCUAACCCCAAGCCGCCAACCCCUUCCACUCCCACCCGGGAACAAAUUGCAAUCCGUCAGUUACAGGCCCAGGUUGCCUCGUUAACGCAGGCGGUGGAGGCGCUCGCGAACCGCUUGCCCUCAGCUAACCCGACGCCGUCCGGGCAGGCGCCUGAGGCGAUGGAUAGUGGCCCCUCUGAACACAGGGACACCACAGCACCCCUCGCCUCAAUUAAGGCGCGUGUUAGCAGCUUAGAGGCCCAUAUGGCAUCCAUAGUGACCACGAUUAAAGACCGAUUGGCCGCCGCCCUCCAAACCGUUGUCGACCUCAUCCGGGCAUGA